ACAGCCUUCUUUAACAGACAGAGGGUGAAUGAGCAGAUAGGAAAGGCUCAGUAACUUAUUGGUGUUUCCCUCUGGAACCAGGGACCUAAAAGGCCCACCUUUUAUGUGGCAAAACUAAGGACAGGGCCAGUGAUCACACUGCGAUUAAAUGGCAUCAGAAAUCACCUACGCUGAGGUGAAGUUCAAGAAUGCAUCACCGGCUGCAGUGGUCAAAGUACCUCCUGACACGAAGAAGCAUGAGCACCAUCCUCAGAAAUACCCGCUAUGGCUUCCGUGGCUGAUGUCACUGGUGCUCCUCUUGGUGUGCAUUGCCCUUGUUCUUGUCCUCCUUGUCGCUCCCUUCUCCCAUAGAGGUGACCAGCCCACAGUCCUGCAGCAGAAAUUCACGGAGUGGUGGUGCGUCUCGGCAGUGCCACAAGGCAAAGAGCGAGGCUGGACGUGCUGCCCGAAGGGCUGGAAGCGCUUUCAAAAAAGCUGCUAUUAUAUCUCGGAUGAUAUGAUGCCCAGCGCUGAGAGUGAGCAGAACUGCACUGGGAUGGGCUCCCAGCUGGUGGUGAUCAACAGCAAAGAAGAGCAGGUUUUCCUCUCUAAGCAGCUACAACAGCCUCCAAGAGGAGAGAAUUACUACAUUGGUCUGAGGGCACAGAAGGUGGGCCAGUGGCACUGGGUGGACCAGACUCCACUUAAUGUGACGGCAGCGUUCUGGCGGAAAGACGAACCAAGUAAUAAGGAUGAUCAGAAGUGUGUUGUAAUCCAUAGCACUUCACAACUACACAACAACUGGAAUGAUGUCAAAUGCGAGAGUCAUUAUCGAAUUUGUGAAGCUGCAGCAGUAACUGUGUGAUGGAGAUAGAUACCUUCUCAUCCUGAGUAAAACUGAGAGAUGAGCAGUGAGCUGGGAACAGC
Molecule: messenger RNA, 906 nt
Organism: Gymnogyps californianus (California condor)
Lineage: Eukaryota; Metazoa; Chordata; Aves; Accipitriformes; Cathartidae
Product: C-type lectin domain family 4 member A-like
Exons: 6
Coding region: 149-844 (231 amino acids)
Source: RefSeq, a predicted model, not a curated record